AUGCCGGACAGCAGCGGCGCCACCGUGCUGGACGACCUCCCCGAGAGUCUCGUCGCCGACGAGAUCCUGGUCCGGCUGUCGCCCAAGCACGUGCUCCGCUGCCGCGCCGUCCAAAAGUUGUGGCGCGCCGUCACUUCCACCGACAAGUUCAUCCUCGAUAACCACCGCCGCCAGCCGUCGCUCCCCAUCAUCCAGCGACACAAAGAGGGCAUCUCCCGUUUCGCCGCCGCCGGAGAUCACAAGAUAUGGCCCGUCAUCCGGUACACCCGCCGCCAUACAGCUUCCAACUUCUCCACCAUACACCACGCCGCCUGCGAUGGCCUCCUCAUCCUGUCGCGGCACUCCAGCUUCUACAUGUGCAACCCGGCCACCCGCAAGUGCGCUUCCUUGUCACAUCCUCCACUGCGGCCAGGAUUCAGCGCCGCCACCGUCGUCGCCUUCUACCGGCACCAAUUGUCCGGAGAGCACCGCGUGCUCUGGGCGAUAUACUCGGCACCCAUGGCGAGGGGCGCCGCGGUCAAGCCGCCUGCUUACUUCGUCCUCCCGGUGGGAUCGGACCAGCCAAGAUGCGUCCAAUGGCCGGCAGUUUUAGAGAUUUUUCCGGCUACCCGGUCCUCUGACCAUCCACCAGUACACUAUCGUGGUGGCCUGCACUGGGCACUGGGCCUCAGCAUAACGGUAUUCGACACCGUGACCGAGACAUUCCGGCAGAUGAGCCACCCGGCACAGUUGCCGGGUGACAUGGUGUUAUUGUUCGAUCUUGGUGGCGACCUUGCUUUGGGCCGCACGUCCGGUGACUGCGUCAGUCUAGACCUGUGGGUGCUGCAGGAGUAUGAUGCCGAGACGUGGGCAUUUCGAUACCGGAUUGACUUGCGGGUGAUGGAGGCAUCACCGCCGCUUAAUUUGAGUGUGAAGCAUGACCCUGUGAUGGCUGUGGUCAAUGGCCGUGAGCUGUUGAUCCAGCAUGGUCCUUACCGUCUAUUGCACUGUGGCAUUGAUGGUGUGUUUUUAGGAAAUGUGGAAAGCAAAGACAAUGCAAACAUUUUGAGUCAGUUUGCAAAACCUUUGACACUCACUAGGCAUCGCCUCCAGGAGAGCAUGAUUUCGCUUCCAUUGUUUGAGACGCGACAAAAAGAUGCCGUGAACGAGGAGCCUCCGUUCACCAUACUUCUAUAA
Molecule: messenger RNA, 1176 nt
Organism: Triticum turgidum subsp. durum (durum wheat)
Lineage: Eukaryota; Viridiplantae; Streptophyta; Magnoliopsida; Poales; Poaceae
Source: the annotation of a GenBank genome assembly